GCACUUAUGUACAGUUUCACUACACUAAAUUAGUGUAGUCAAAUUAGGGCAGUGGAAUGAAGUACAUUGUUUGUUUUAGGUUUACUGAACACAUCUGGAUGUUUUAGUUAUACAUAAAUGUUAUGAAAAGGUUAAGGGAGCAGCUACAGAAACAAGGAAAGGAAAACAUAGUAAAGACAAAGAAGGGGAAGGAGACAAAGAAAGAAGAAGGAAUAGAAAAAGCAGCAGCCUGUGAAGAGAAGUGAAGAAAGGAUCAGAUGAAAAGAGGAAGACAGGAAGAGAUAAUUAAACAGAGGAAGGAUACAUAUGGAAGAAUGGGAGGGGAAAGAGAGGGCAAGAUGACUUAUCUGAGAUACUCCGCCAACUCAGGAAUACUCCACCCUCAGUCUCCAACGCUCAUCCAUACACAAACUGUGAGAGCAGAGAGGCGGUGAGUUCGGCUGCAGAGAGACAGAAUUACAAAUCCAACUCAAAACCUCAUUAGGAACAGCUGGGAUUUUCUCAGAAGAAGAAGAAGAAGAAGAACAGGUUGCAGCUUGUUUCUCCAUUUAUCUCACCCCAUUGUGAACUCUUCUGAUUAGGGGAUUCCAAUUUUGGGGAAUCUGGCUACAAGUCAGCUGGGAGGUGUCACAUUUUGAACAAGGGAUUACUCGAAAAGCAUCCUCUCGUAUCCAGUCACAAUCUCCCUCCUAUUCUUCUCCUCUCCAUCUCUCUCCCUGGAGGCAGAUUGCAAACUUUGGACAGCCGAUUUUUCCAGAGUUUGGAAGUACUUUAGGGGAGGCAAGGAGAGACAAAGGCGUAGUGUUGCUAAAGCGUACAAAGAGAUCCUGGCUCCUGUAAAGAUGGCUGACGUGGUGCAGCCAGACCCGAACAGCCUGCAAAUACCCGGUGAUAAUUUAUCAGCCCCUUCGUCGCCAGGCACUGUUAGAAAUGACUGCAGCAUCACACCCCUCACACCCUCACCCUCACCGAGGGUGGAGGUCAGACCUAGGAUGGCCUGCCCAUUCUCGGUGGUUGUGGCGAUAGACUUUGGGACAACCUCCAGUGGCUACGCAUUCAGCUUCACACAGGACUCAGAAGCCAUACACAUGAUGAAGCGCUGGGAGGGCGGCGACCCCGGGGUGGCCAAUCAGAAGAGCCCAACGUGUCUGCUGUUGACUCCUGAUUUGCGGUUCCACAGUUUUGGGUUUGCUGCCCGGGACUUCUACCAUGACCUGGACCCAGAGGAGGCCCGCCACUGGCUCUACUUCGAUAAGUUCAAGAUGAAGAUCCACAGCACAAGUGACCUGACCAUGGAGACAGAGCUGGAAGCGGUCAACGGUCGGAGGGUCAGGGCCAUCGAGGUGUUUGCCCAUGCCCUUCGCUUCUUCAGGGAACAUGCUCUAAAGGAAGUGAAGGACCAGUCAUCAUCUGUACUGGAGGGAGAGGAGAUCAGAUGGGUAAUCACUGUCCCCGCUGUGUGGAGACAACCUGCCAAACAGUUCAUGAGAGAGGCUGCAUACCUGGCUGGUCUAGUGUCUCCCGACAGUCCUGAGCAGCUCCUCAUCGCUCUGGAACCUGAAGCUGCGUCUAUAUACUGUCGGAAGCUCCGCCUCCACCAGGUGAUCGACCUGAGCUUGCAGCCAAUCACAAAUGGCCUUGAUCUGGAUGGGUCUGGGCCCUUCGACUCCAGCUUCAGACAAGCGAGGGAGCAGCUGAGGCGAUCCAGACACAGCAGGACCUUCCUGGUGGAGAGUGGAACCGGAGAGCUGUGGUCAGAGCUACAGACUGGUGACAGGUAUAUUGUUGCAGACUGUGGAGGAGGAACAGUUGACCUGACAGUCCACCAGAUCGAGCAGCCGCAGGGAACACUUAAAGAGCUCUACAAGGCUUCAGGCGGUCCACACGGUGCUGUCGGAGUCGACCUGGCCUUUGAAGCUAUGCUCUGCCAGAUCUUUGGCGAGGACUUCAUCCAGAGCUUCAAAGCCAAGCGCCCGGCAGCCUGGGUAGACCUCACCAUCGCUUUCGAGGCGAGGAAACGGACGGCGGCGCCAGGCAGGGCCAACGCCCUCAACAUCUCCCUGCCUUUCUCUUUCAUCGACUAUUACAAGAGACACAGGGGGCAGAGUGUGGAGGCCGCCCUGAGGAGGAGCAAUAUGAACAUAGUGAAGUGGUCUUCUCAGGGGAUGCUGCGGCUGACACAGGAAGCCAUGAACGAGCUCUUCCAGCCCACCAUCAUCAAUAUUGUUAAACACAUCGAGGAGCUGAUGUUAAAGCCGGAGGUGCGAGGUGUGCGUUUCCUCUUCCUGGUUGGUGGUUUUGCCGAGUCGCCCAUGCUGCAGAAAGCGGUCCAGAGAGUGCUGGGGCGGACGUGUCGCAUCAUCAUCCCCCAUGACGUUGGACUGACCAUACUGAAGGGUGCCGUGCUCUUCGGCCUGGAUCCCACUGUGGUCAGAGUGCGUCGAUGCCCCUUGACCUACGGCGUUGGCGUCUUAAACCGGUUUGUGGAGGGACGCCACCCUCGUGACAAACUCCUCAUCAAGGAAGGCCGAGAAUGGUGCACCGACAUCCUUGACCGCUUCGUCUCUGUUGACCAGUCAGUGGCUCUGGGUGAGGUCGUAAGACGGAGCUACACACCGGCUCGUUCGGGCCAGCGCAAGAUCAUCAUCAACAUUUACUGCAGCGCGACAGACGACGUCACGUACAUCUCUGACCCCGGAGUCAGGAAGUGCGGAACAAUAACUUUAGACCUACCAGAACCGUUACCGGUCCCAGGAGCAGUGGGAGGAGUAGGAGGAGGAGGAGGAGGAGGAGGAGGCCCGGAGAGGAGGGAGAUCCGAGCAACCAUGCAGUUUGGAGACACGGAGAUCAAAGUCACAGCUGUUGACGUCAUGUCUAACCGCUCCGUCCGGGCUUCCAUAGACUUCCUGUCCAACUGAGGGGGAGCAGGAAGGGGAUUGGAGGAAAACAGAAAAAUAACUGAUUCUAGGGAUGAUAAUUUUAGAAAAAUCGGUACUUUGGGAGUGGGCAAUGUAAUUCAGACAUUUACUCCUUAAAGUAGAUAUUGAGAGGAACAUUCUCUUCAGCCCUCACACAUUUAUACUUUUAAAAAAAUAAAACAAAAAUCUUUAAUUUGUCUGCCUUAUGGCUUCGGAAGAUUCGUCAUCCUGUCACACCAUGUGCUGCGAGAAUAUUUAGAGGAACACUUGUGUGAACUCUUUAAAAGCUAAAGCAAGCUGGGGGCUGAAUGCAGUUGAAGCAAAUACCUUCAACCUGCCAGAGGAAAAUUUCAACUUUUACACACAAUGUCGUCACCUAGACAGACUCUACACAACGCGUUAUACUACCUAGAGUAAAACUCACUCGUAUUAAUUGCUCGUUAUGAAGACUGUGUUUUGCCUCAUAAAAUGAUUACAUAGGUAUAGCUUAAAAGUUCUGGUCCUUAUUUAAAUCUUAUUUUACUAUGCAUUUAUGAACAUCGAUACAACUACCUGUACUGCAGCUUUGUUUCCCCGAAGUGACUGUGAUUGUGCCUCACCCAGUGGUGAAAAGACUGAACUACAAGCUGACAAUCAUCUUGGAAGAUAAAAGCUCUCAGGAUGCAUCAAAACACACAAGGAAGGACUGGCAGCGUUAUUGCAGCAUUUGCAUGUUUCUUUCGUUCAAAUUCAUUCACAUUCAGGUGUAGAGUUCAGAAUCGGUAGUGUUUAGCAGUUCAGGACAUUUUUUCUUUCCUUUGCAAAUCAGGAAAAGCUUUAUCUGUGUAUUUUCUAGAUUAUUCCUCCCAUGCAUACAAAACCUGGAACUUCAGACCAACCUCAUCUGUCAGGAGACUCGUAAUUUGACCAGAAACCAAUCUUUCAUGUUUGAUGUAAAAAUCAAGUUCGUCUUAUCAGCUGUUCCCACUGCUUUCAACCACAUAUCCCAGUCUUUCUCUGGCGAGUCGCCUUGGUUGUCUUCACUAAACCAUAUAUGUUAAAAUGCAAUUGAUGUUCCAUAUUGGCCGAGCUAUCACCACGUGAACUGACUAAACUCCAUCAAGUCAGAGAGACCGGCUAAAUGCAGUUUCAAAACUCUGGGAAAAGCUGACUUAGUGAGGUGGUGUCGGCACCAAAUACCACAUGCAUCCAAAAAAUAAAACGACUGGCUUCCCACCUUUAGACAUCGCACUGUCACAUUAAAGCCAGCUUACGUUGUGUAUGCUGUAAUAAAGUGUAUUCAUGUUUUUGUUUGCUUAAAGUAACAAAGAUGAAGAAGAACCUGUUCAACAUGUAAA
Messenger RNA from Scatophagus argus, 4255 nucleotides. RefSeq names its product heat shock protein 12B (gene hspa12b). The transcript is spliced from 15 exons. The record is from RefSeq and is a predicted model, not a curated record. Bases 843 to 2918 code for a protein of 691 amino acids. NCBI's taxonomy places the organism in Eukaryota, Metazoa, Chordata, Actinopteri, Scatophagidae.